Dentiscutata erythropus is the source of this 189-nucleotide messenger RNA. NCBI's taxonomy places the organism in Eukaryota, Fungi, Glomeromycota, Glomeromycetes, Diversisporales, Gigasporaceae. The record is from the annotation of a GenBank genome assembly.
AUGUUUCACGCAACUGAAUUAUUGCAAUAUCGUAGUGAUCAUGUUUCUGUAAAGUUGAUAAUAAUACCUGACGUGAUCUAUGACGAAACCCAUGAUAAAAUAGAUGAAGCAUUAGAUUAUUUUUCUAAAUGUGCUUAUUUAUAUCCUGUUACAAUGCAAGAAGAUACCAAUUUAGAUGCUACUAAGUAA